AUGACUGCUAAAAAUCCUCAAGAUUCUGAUCCUUUGAGUUGUCGUUUUGCAAUGUCUGAAAAAUCAUUUAUUGAAGUUAAUGAUGGAAAACCAAAACCAAAAGGUUUAGGAAUGCAUGCCUUGAGAAGACGUAUUGCUGGGUUAGCUUUUAGAGAGGGUGUUAAUAUUGAAGAUAUUCAUUCUUUGAAUGUUUUUAUAAAAAUACGACCUUUAAAUAAAAAAGAAAUUGAAAAAAAUGAAAAUCAAAUUAUUUACCCAUCAAAAGAAUUUUUAAAUACUUUAUCUAUAAAUAACAAAUAUACCUAUGAAUUUGAUAAAAUUUUUUAUUCAGAUAUAGAUAAUAAAAAUUUUUUUCUCGAAGCUAUAGUUCCUAGAAUUUCAAAUUUUUUAUUAGGAUAUGAUUCAACAAUAUUAACAUAUGGGCAAACGUCAUCGGGAAAAACAUACACUAUAGAAGAAUUUAUUAAAAAAUCUAAAAAUAAUAAACAUAUUGCAAGUACUUUAAUGAAUGCAUCUAGCUCAAGAUCACACUGUGUAUUAAAAUUUAAACGGAAAAGUAAAAAUAUUAUCUACCCAAAUUGUUUUUCCAUUAUUGAUUUAGCUGGUUCGGAAAAGCAAAAUAAAACUGAAGCAACAGGUCACACACUUGCCGAAGGAAAUACGAUAAAUAAAUCAUUAUCAUGUUUAUCUAAAGUUAUCCACACUUUAUCUAGAAAGAAAAAAAAUGAUUUUAUUCCAUAUCGUGAAUCAAAGUUGACACAUUUAUUGAAAGAUUCUUUAACAAAUAAAUUAUCUCAAGUUUUAAUAAUAAUAUGUUGUUCUCCCGCUUUAUCAAAUGUCACUGAAACAAAGUCGUCCUUGGACUUUGUAUCUGAUAUUUUCAAAGAUCGUAAAAUAAAUAAUGACAAUUAUAGAAAUAUUUAUAAUUCAAUUAUAAUGUCAAGUGCUUUAAAA
Molecule: messenger RNA, 954 nt
Organism: Aphidius gifuensis
Lineage: Eukaryota; Metazoa; Arthropoda; Insecta; Hymenoptera; Braconidae
Product: chromosome-associated kinesin KIF4-like
Exons: 5
Biological process (GO): microtubule-based movement
Molecular function (GO): ATP binding; microtubule motor activity; microtubule binding
Source: RefSeq, a predicted model, not a curated record